AUGUUCAAAGCCCUUUUGGGCGGGGGUCGCUCGUCUUCUGAUGUCCGCAGCUCCUCAAGCUCCAAGAGCAGCAGCCGUCGCAGAACCGACUCGAAAUCUUCCACAGUAAGCCGCAAGUCCUCACGGGGUGACGACCGUGAUCGUGGCUUGGGCGAUCUGUCCAACUACCGAUCCUCCAGCAGUCGGAGUAAGCGCUAUGCUCCAAGUGUGGCAGGCGAGUCGGUAGCCUCGAGCUAUGCGACAGCAGACCAGGGCACCCCCAUCGAACCCGACCGGGUGAUGAUCGAACGCGCGCCCCGGCGUCAAGAUUCAAACGACACCACCGACCGUCGAGAUCGAUACCGAGACAAUGGAGAUGGAGAAGGGACAAGCUCCCGCAGGCGCGAGCGAGCGCGAUCGCCGAGUCGCGAGCGUGAGCGUGAUGGCGAUCGGCGUGAACGACAACGAACUCAGUCAGGCGAUAUGUAUGCAUCCCCAGUAAUUACGGGCAUGCCUCCUUCUCCUGGCGACUUCGCCACCGCGAGUCCUCAUACGUACCCUCCAAUUACUGAGGCAAUGCCAACCACUUCAAUACCCAGCCCGCCGCAUGCAACCGCAUUCUACGAUCCUCAUGUAACACAGCAGUUUCCUGGCCAAUUCCCGGCAUACGUUGCUGAGCCUUACCAACCGCCAAACCCUGCAGGAGAAGCAGCCGAUUACUACGGCGAUCAGGGGCAGUCCGUCCAAGACCAGCCUGGCGUCCGACCUAAACCUCCGUUGGUAGCACCCAGCGACCAAGCGCAUCUGAUGACCGCAUCGCCCACCGCAAACCCGCCGCCAGAGCCAAGUAGCAUGGGCCAGGUCGGCGCUGCAGCGGCCUACUUUAUGGAUGACGCUGAGUUGGGAAUGGAACAGCCCGUUGAACCACCUUCUGCUUCUGCGCCGAAACCACCAAAACCAUCAAGACCACCAAGACCCUCUGUACAGACGGCUGGAAUCUCAAGCCCACCUGCCGUCGCCACUGCAACGACAAUGUCAGGAGCUGAGGUUAUGGAUUCCCCAGGGCACACUAUCUCGGAAUCCCCUGCAAACUAUGUGCCACCUACCGCAUCGAGCCCUCCGAAGCCUCCUCAUUCUCAUGGAGCGGGUGCUGCAGUUGGCGCAGCCGCCGCCGGUGCAGCGGCCGGUUAUAUGAUGAGCCACCACCAUCAGUCUGCAAGCGUUGACCAUUCUUCUCAGUACACCAUGCAAACCUACGAAGGGGUACUCCCGGCCUACCCGGAGACUCCGGCGUUCCCCCCUCAGCAGAACAUGCCGCCUUUUGCUGCAGGACCUGCGGCAGCGGCGGCGGCGGCCGGGUACGCGGCGAGUCCGCUACAUCCCGAUCAUGCUGCAGUAUACCACGGUGCUCCUUUCCAAUCCGGAGGUUUGGCUUUUCAACAACGUCAACAAGGCCCCUUGGACAAAUUUAUCAACUUUUGGAAGGACCCAGAAGGUGUCGGCAUGUUCGAGGAUUAUACGGAAUCUAUCGGGGUCUGCAAAUACUGCUUUGAGCCAGGCACGACAUCUCAAGACGCACCUCGCAAGCACAACCACAAACCUCGCCGCCGCUCUGCUGAUAGGUACAGUAAUGGAUCACGUGUUGAUAAAGCAAGCCGCUACUCCUCGUCAGAGGACGAAGGAAGGCGUCGCAACAGGUCGUCGAGAAACUCGUGGUUGCCCGGGCUACUUGGUGGAUAUGCGGUUAAAUCUAUCUUCAGUAGUAAGGAGUUCGACGAGUCUUACAGCAUUCGAACGGGUGAGGUGGCGAGCUCUCGGCAUUCGAUCCACGAGAGUGAAGGCGCCUCCACAGCCGGUCGACGAAGCCAGACCUCACGCGGAGUCUACAGACGGUCCCAUCGAAGCCGAUCGCGGGAACAUACCGACCACAGCUCCUAUCAUUCGGACUCGAAACUCAGCAGAUAUGAAGGAUCUCGACUUCGUUCUCGGUCUCGCUCCCGCUCAUCAUCUAGAAGUCAGCGACAUGCUGCCCUGAGGAAUGCGGCCCUGGGCGUGGCAGUUGGAACAGCGGCUGUGUCAGAAUACGAAUCCCGUCACAGAAGCAGGAGCCGCAGUACAUCUUCGAGGGGAAGGAAACCUAGAAAGACAUCUUCUUCUGAUGAAUCUUUUGUGGAUAUUUCAAGACCCGCUCGCAAGACUGUCGGUAGUGGCUUCAGUUCGUUUUUCACUGCAUCGUCAGAGAACCGCCGCAAGCGUCGGACCAAGAGGCGCAAGAGCAUCUUCUCUUUCAGCAAUAACAAUUUUUCGUCAUCAUCACUCGAUGCAGAUCUGGCCUUUGGGUCUGGAUACACGAAGCGCCAGUCAGGUAAGUCUAACAGGCGAAGCAAGAAGAAAGCGGAUACAGAUGUGGAUGCUGCCUUACUGGGUCUAGGCGCAGCCGCCACUGCACUGGCCGCCUCAUCCCAUCGCAAGAAUCGGCGCACUGGGGAGAUACUUGUCGGCAAAGAGUCCCGAUCCGGUCGGUCUGAUUACGAGUCGUCUGCUGCUAACGAUGAGGGCUGGGAAGAUCUUGACUCGGGUGACCAGUCCUCCUCAAGUGUUACUUCCGGCCUCGCAUUCGGCGAAAGUGGUCAUUUCCCCAGCACUGACUCUCACUCUUCUGAUUCCGGAACGUCGAGAUGGCCUUGGAAUUGGGGAAGCAAGAAGUCCAAGAAGAACAAGAAGAAGAGAAGGUCUCGCUCCUCGGAGAACCGCUUCCCCACAGAGGCUGCGGUCGCAGCUGGUCUCGGAACGGCCGCCUUAGCAUCAGCAUACCACCGGGAAUCUAAGGUAUCCAGUCACGAUGCUGCAAGUAGUACUGGAAGUCUUCAACACGUGGUUCCUGUCCCCACCAGUGACCCUUCACAUUUCGACACCAUCAAGGCCUCAUCUCAACCUCCUUCCCAGCCGACAUUGGUCAGGCCAGGCCCUAUUCCCCUGCAGCAGCCACAGCCAGUGACUCCGGUUUCGCAGGCAGUAUACACUUCUCAAGGCGAAUCCAUCCCCUCUUAUAGCGUAUCUGAUGUACACCCAACCCCUGCAAGCGCUUUCAUGCCUUACGAAACCCCAUCAAGAAGCGACAGAUGGAACCAGAGGACCGCAGACUAUACCGAGAGAAGUGAUAUCUCCGCGAGAUUCAAUCGGGCCCACCGGCGUAGUGAUUCCUCCCCGGUCUUCCACGCAGAGCCCCUCGAGAAAAUGUCGUCGUCAAGCUUUAGACGUCGCUCGACGCUGAAAGACCAGGCCUCAGUCCAAUUUGACUUGACCGAAGAACAGGCUAACAAGGAGCGGCGUACCAAUCGCCUGGAAAGUCUGCGACGGGAGGGCGAUGCCGGCGGAGGAGUGCGACUUGUCGACAGAGAGCAAGAGAUGGCGCUUCGGGAUGCUGAACGUCAAGCAAGCCAACAGAGAGAACGUGAAUAUGAAAAGUCAAAAAUCGAGGAAGAAAACUCACGCAGAGAGAAAGAAUCCUCGUCCUUGAUGGGUGCCGCUGCUGUAGGAGCGAUAGGUGGUUUUGCUGCUUCCACAAUGAUUUCUAGAAGCAGUUCGAACGAUGAUUUCUCCGAGACCGCCAGCCAACGUCGGCACGAGGAGCGUCGUGAAAAGCGCCGAGCAGAGAGGCGCCGCGUUUCCGAAUCAGAGUCUAUCGCAUCAAGUCUACCAAUGUCGGAGAGUGGACGAACCAUGGCAGAGGAGCGCUCGCAGAAAGACCGCCUGCCGGAGGAUGUGAGGCCCCGGCAGUCUCGCCCACCUCCUCGGACAAAGCCCGUCUACGAGGACUAUGCUCAAUUCUUUGCUCCUGAGGAGCUACGCUACAGCCCUGAUACCUACACACGCCGAGAGCCCACCUCGAUGCCAACUAUUAUCGAAGUAGAGCCUACGAACGAAUCUGCUAUUGUAACGGAGGAGCCACACCCUGACUACAAUGGUUUGCCGUGGCCUGUACCGGGUCUGACGCUUACUGAGCCAACCCCUCCCCAUAGCCAGGUGGGCUCCGCCAGAGCGACACCAAUUGUAUUGGUCCCUGAACGACCCGAAGGAGAGAACAGGUUUGAACGGCAAACAACCGGCUCACGGGUAUCAUGGGGCAAGCAUGAGACGCAUGAGUACGAAGUGCCCUCAACAUCCUCCGAGCAUGAAUCUGUCGACCAAGAUACCAGGGCCCUUGAGCACAUUGAGGAGGUUGAGCCUAUUACCGCAGACACUGCACGGGACAUGCCAUCAAGCUCCUCUACCCAAUCUACAACUAAGGAGGCCCCAACCAUGGUAGGAGCAGAUAUCGAGUUUGCUGCUGCACUUGCUGCCGCAACUGCAGCUGCUGGCUUUGACCCUUCGCUUGUAACGGAUGAUCCCACAUUCCAUACUAGGCGCUCUCCUCCUACCUCGGAGCCGAAGGUGCAGUUUGUGUCACCCUGGGAAGAAGCACCCGUGUCACGUUCCGUGCCCCAUGGAUUUGUGGAAGGCGAAGUCGAGACGCCGGACGAUGACGAGAACAUCCAAAUGGCACCGGAAUACCGCAUCGAGGAUGGGCCCCUCUUUUCGGAGCCUAAAUCUCGUACUGGUGAAGAGCUCGCAAACGAGCCCCGGCAAUCCAUGGCCCAGGAAGUUAUCGAGCACCUCCGCCGCAGAAAAGAGCACAAUGCCAGCGAUAGCCCUGCCAUUCAGCCAAGCCGGGAGCCCGUCAAUAAGAGCGUUUCUGAAAUUCCCGUGGAGGUCCUUUCCAUGCCCGGUGGCUUCGAGCCUGAAGAGUCAAUAGAGAGGCAGGAAAAAUUGAGCGAUCCAACCUCCACACAAGACCGCGACUCUCCUUACUUCGUGUCAGCGCCUGGAACCAAAGAGGAUGGCCCAUCGACAUGGCGAGACACUCCAGAGCAGAGCAGCGGUGACAUCGAGCCAAUCGACGAUGACAUUGAUCCAUCCACAGUCGGGGCUGAUGAGGGUGAAGGCAAGAAGAAGAGACGGAAGAGGCGUUCCAAGCGCAGUAGUAGUGACAACUUUGAAGACGCGGUUUCCAUCACCUCUUCGCCCGCCAGGCUGGAAGAAAAGACGAAGGACACCAAACCCGGCAGUUUCUUGAGCAAUCUUUUUGGGCCAAGAGUUUCAGCACCGGUAGAAGACAAGGGAACAUCUUCUGCUGAUAAAUUUUCCUCUCGUGAAGUCCAAUCGGAGAUCGGGUCUGGACGUAGAGAGAGAUCUUCACGGCGUCGCAGCUCCAGUCGAGGAGAUGGGCUGGAUGACGAGUCCCGCAAGCAGCGUGACGAGGAGAACAUUAACGUUGAACAUUAUAAGUCUAGCAGGCAACGAAGGGAAGAGAGACGUCGACAAAGAUAUGAAGACAUGAUGGAAUCUGGUAAAUUGUCGGAGUUUGAGAAGGAUCGGAAACAAUCUCAGGACGACGAACAACAGUCUUUUUUAGAGGAGGGCCCCGAAAUGCGAGUCAAGGUAGACGAGGGUGAUGGUCAUCGUGGUGCUUCGGGGCGGCUGGAUCCUGAGAUCACAGGGCUGGGACUUGAUGUCCUCGACUCCCGGCUACGGAGUCGCUCUGCAUCGCCGCCUGCGUCUGAGAAGACCGCCAACCCCGCGCCCAUGUCGCAGAGUAGACCAACCUCGCCUGAGCUAGCCCGGUCUCAAGAAGAGAACCAAGGUCAAAGAUCUCGGCGGUCGUCUGUGUUGCGGUCAACCGAAUCCCCUACUGCAGUACCAAUACACUUCCGUCGGCCACCAACUUCACCUCGAGCCAACCGCUCUCCUUCCGUUUCUUCGGUCGUCGUUCCUUCCCCUGGUUCUCCAACACAGGGUCGUCGUCGCCCGGCUUCCACCGAGUUCAAGAAUUCUCGUGAAAUCCGGCCCUUGUGGCUCGUUGAGCGCUUUGGUGCUAGCAAGUCGGAGGCUCACCCUGAUGAGCCCCUCCCUUCUUUGCCUUCAAGCAAGGCUUCUUCAGCAAAUGCAUCUGUGGAAGAUCUAGCAGCUCUACCAGAUAUGAAGAAGUGGGAAAUGGUUGAUCUCAGCGAACACGUUCAGGGACCGCCACGGGCUAUGGCCGUAGAGACUUCUGCUGCACAGAACCAAUCAAGCGAUGAGGGCUCGUACGACUUCCUCGAUUCUCAACAAGGCACUCCAACCGCCGCUUCGUUCGGCCAAAUUCCUCAUCAUCCUCCUUCCAGGAAGGAGAAGCUGAAGUACGAGUUUCACUCGCCCUCUGAGCUUUUGCAAGACGUCAACGUGCACCAGGAAUUGCCACCAUCUCCAGAGAUUGGUCCCCUUCCCUCAGCUGAAGGUUCGGCAGUUGGUGUGAAAGAAGAGAUUGGAAAUGAACGCCUGGAGACCCUCCCGUCGCUUCCUGAAGUACGCCCAUCUACGCCUGAAAACAAAGUACCUCAUGGCGAAGAUGUGGCCGAAACUACACCAACACAGCCCAGGAAUGAUUUCGCAGAGCUUGAACACAAUGCUGAUGUAGAAACCGGAGGUGAUGCUGGUACAGCAGGUGAUAUAAAGCUCGACUCCCAGCGCUCUGAAGAGCAGAUCAGCCUAGAGCAAGCACAGACAAUUGGGGAGGGCGAGCACACCGCCAAAGCUGCUGCAAGUGAGGACCUUCCGGUCCAGAUCCCUACCUCAGAUUCUCUGGCGCUAGACAAAGAUCGAUCGAUUGAGCCGGUUCAAGAGAGCGCACCUGUAGGUGUUGCGGCUAUGGUCGGUACGGCCGUGGCAGCUGUUGCUGGUUCUGUACUGGGCAAGCUAGACCAAACCGAAGAACUACAGGCUCGGGAAAUCGAUCAGGCCAAGGGCGAGAUGGGUGUGCAGGAACCAGAUAAGUUUCAGGUCGAUGUCACCUCAACUGAAAUAGAGUCAACGCCAGUUGUUACUGGUACAGAUUCUCAAGACGUGCCUGAGGAUGUCGCAACUGCCCCGACCGUUGAUGAACCCGUUCAAGGAAAGGCGGAUGCCGAUACAACUUCCACCGCAGAGCAUGCUGGAGCGGAGACCGACGAGCACAAUCCGGAACAAGUCAGUGCUGAGGUUAUGGCAGAUGCUAGCCAUUUAGUGCCUGAGGAUGCUAGCAAAGCCUUGGAUGAUAAUGUUGAAGUUCCUGCAGAGCCUCACGUCGAGAGCGAGAGACAAGAGCAAUCAGCGCCACGUGAGGAAACUGAUGCAGAGAGUCCAGAGCUGGUGACGGAAGACGAGACCAGGGGUGCUGACCCAGAGAUCGCCAUCCAGUCCGAAGAAGCCCAUGUGGAUGUAUUGGCAGCGGGAGAAGACUCAUCAGAGGCUAAACAGGAGCCGGUGGAGGCUGCUGCGGGUGACAUUAAUGUAGAUAACCCAGAACCUACUCCAGCUGGCACAGGAAACCAUGCCGGUGAACCCACACACGAACAGCCCGAAGAAUUAGGCGCCAGUGGGCCUGAAGUGACAGUCGUCGAGGAUACCCCCGUCGGGGUGAAAGAGCCGGAGGGAGAAAAGGCCCUUGUGGAGGCAGAGAUUGCUCAGGAAGUGCCAGUAAGCGACUUUGCUGGACCUACUGAGAUUAACGAAGAGCCACUCCUGUCCGAGAAGGCCCCUGAAACCGAGCGUCAGGAGCCGGAGCCUAUCAAGACCGAGGAUGCUCUCCUCAGCUCGGAGCCCGCAGCCGAAGCCACGGGUGACGCUACGACUGAGCCCCUCGAUACCCAAGCCGAAGAGCCUGUUGCAGAUGUAUCUACGUCUUCGACUUCGAAAAAGAAGAAAAAUAAGAAGAAGAAGAAGGGCAAGAGCAUCGACCUAGGCACUCCCGAGCCUACCCCAGCUUCGGAUGAGCCAACUACAUCCCAGGAGGAGCAGAUUGCACAGAGCGCUACUGAGCCUGAGGUACCUGAACAGGCGCUAGAGUCUGAAAUCCAGGAGCCGGGGCCGGCUGAGCCCGCUGCUGCUCCUGAGGAGAUGGUCACCGAGACGGGGCCUCUACCUACUACAGCUGAGGCCGAUACAGAGCCCAGUUCCCACGAGACAGCAACCGCCGAACAGCCUACCGUGGUUGCGGAAUCGACUGGCGAGACUGCGGUUGAGCCUAAAGAUGAAGAGAAGCUAGUGGAGACAGACACACAAGGGCCAGCUUUAGCGGAGCAAUCUGCCUUAACCGACGCGCCUGCCGCGGAAUCCGAGAAGCAAAUCGAGCCCACAUCUCAAGAAGUGCCCAAUCCCGGUGAUGCUUCAAUCAUAGAAGAGGUUUCUGCAGAGGCUAAUAAGCCAACUGAACAGGACGCCCAGGAACCACAACUGGCGGAUCAAGUCACACCUGAGGAGUCACUAACCAAGACGGAAGGUCUGGACGAUGCAAAUGUAGACACUCCAGCCGCCGAACAGCCUGCAGAAAUAGAACAGCCUGCAGCUAUGCCUCAAGAUACGCCUGCCGUGGAAGAGCCCGGCAUUCUACGAGAAGAAUCUGUGGUAGAGGAACCUAAGGCAGAAGAGACCCCGGCAGUCCCCGAACCUCAGCCAGAGGCCGAAGCAGUACCUGUUGCUGAUGCCGCAGAGUCUGCGGAUGCACCGGCCUCUUCUAAGAAAGCCAAGAAAAAGAAGAAGAAGAAGAGUAAAGGUGCAUCCCAAGACUUGACUGUAGAAGAGGCUGUAAACGCCGAAGACGCUAAGCCUGCCGAAGAGUCUACGGCUGUGGAAGACAAGACCGAGACUACUAAAGCGUCUGGGGAUCUAGAGGCGGCUCAGCUAGCUGAGGAGGCUAUUGUUGAACAGACGGCAGGAUCAAACGAACAACCCAAGGAGGUCGAGACUGACACACCCCUCGAGGGCGACGCUACGGACAACAAGACCGAGCCAAGUGACGAGGCUGUGAUAACACAGGAUGCUACGGGUGUAGAGGAGAAUAGUAAGCCCUCCGAGGAGGGUGUCAAUCUCGCGAACGAUGAAACUAGUCAGGCUACUGCAGCCGGACCAGACGUGCCUACAGUGGCUGAUGUGCCUGAAUCCUCACCGGCCGACUUUAUUCCCGCUCAUGCUACAGAAUCUACGGAGGAUGCCAAUAACUCCCAGUUGCCUGAGGAGCUUGCAGCACCUAUAGAGCCUGAAUUUGCUCAAACGGCGAGUCAUGAUAACUCUGCAGAUGUUGUGGAGCCGAAUGAGAGUGAGGCGCCGGUCUUCGAGCAUCAGCCUGAAGAAUUACCUCUUAGUGCUGAGGCUAAAACUACAGUAGCGGAAGAAACGUCACAGGAUCUCUCCACGGAAAAGGAAGCCGCUAAACCCGAGCCAGUUGAGUUCGAAAAAGCAACAGAGCAGCUGCAGCAAAGCGAAGCCCAAGAAGUUGAUAUCCAGACGCAAGAGAAAGAACAGCUAUCCGAGGCUAAGGAAGAAAACGAGGUCCCAGCGACCGAAGCCGAGCUGCAGAAGGAUAUAACGGAAACCGCGGACUUACCUGCUGCCGAUGAAGCGAAAACGAUUCCCGACCCAGCUAUAGCUCAAGAUAACUCUCAGGAAGCCACUGAGGAACCGGAAGCUUCUCUAUCACGCAAAAGUAGCAAAAAGAAGAAAAAGAACAAGCGCAAAAGCGCCGCCGCGACCUCGCUAGAAACAGAGCCAACCGAGGAUUCUCAACCAACGUCCUCGGCCGAAAUUUCUUCAGAAGCUCAAGCUGCCACGGAACCUGAGCUUGCUCCUGAGGAUGUAGCGGUUGUUAACACUGGAGCUGCCCCCGAGACUGAACCUGCUCCAGAACCUGAGGUUGCAGCUAACGCUGAAGCUACCCCCGAAGUGGAAGCUGCACUCGGAACCGAGGCAGCACCAGAACCACAAGUUCCUCCUGAGGCCGUAGCUGCUGUCGAGAGCGAACCUGUCCUGGAGCCCGAAGUUGCAGCCGAAAUUGAAGCUGCUUCGGGAACUGAAGUUGCUCCUGUGACUGAAGCUGCGACUGAAGCUGAAGUCGCGACCGCGAGUGAAACUGUGCCUGAAUCAACUGUGACUGGCGAAGAAUCCCCCGAAUCAAAGGUGGCAGAUGAGGCUCGCGACGAAAACAAAGAACUGUCAAGCCAUGUUGCGGAAACGGAGAGAAGCGAUGAAUUGAAGCUUCCCGAGGGAGAAAAGCCCGAGACAGGCGAUUCGGCUGGGGACACUCAAGAGGUUCAAGCCGAAGAGGCAGUAGAGGAACAGCCGAAAAAGAAAAACAAGAAAAAGAAGAAGAAUCGCAAAUCUUCCGCCCUGGACGAAACCGAGCCUGAGCCUGAGCCUGAACCCGAAUCUGAGGCUAAACAGCCCGAGCCCAGUCAAGAAGACUCCGCCGAGCCCCCGCUCCUCCAAACAAGCGGUGAGCUGCCAUCCGCCGCCCAGCAAAAUAAUGAGGCUUCCGAGGAUGCUAUAGCGGAGCCCCUCGCCGAUGCCACUGUUAGCGACUCAACCCUGGCGGUGGAGCAGACCGAGGCCAAUGAUCAGGCACCACAUGUGCCCGAUCAAUCGGCGGUCGAGGCGGCGCCUGAACUCGACCCUGAAUCCGAAGCGGGGAGCUCUACACCGACUGGUAAAAAGAGCAAGAAGAACAAGAAGAAGAAGCGACAAAGCCUGUCUGCUACGCCCGACGAGAGCCUAGCACCUGUCGAGCCUCCCCUAGACAAUAUUGAUCCUACGGUUGAGACUGCGGAAGUUCCCGUCGCUGCCGAAGGUUCCGCCCCCACAGAACCCGAGCAACAAGAAGAGGCAGUCCGAGAGACAGAACCCAUCGACGCAACCGAAGCCCCUGUAGAACAAGCCACUGAAUCUCCUCCCAUGACUGCUGCUCAAAGGAAGAAGGCGAAGAAGGAAAAGAAGAAGCAGCAGAAGCAGCAGGCCGAAUCUGUUAACAUCACGCCAGCGCCCGAACCAGAAGCUGUGGCCGUGCCCGAGGAUGCUCCACCAGAAGACCCAGCUCCUGAGGAGCCAAAGUCUCCCGUGGAUGAAAAAGUGGAUCUUCCGACAAACGAAAACGUAGAGGCAAGCGAAGGGCUUGUGUUGGAGCAAUCUAAGGAGGCUCCUUCUGAAGAAGAGACUCCGGCCAUUGCAAUCGACGAGUCACCGAGCGAUUUGCCUCAAGGUGCAACUGCAACUUCUGAGCAUGUCGCGCCGGAGACUACGGAGUCUGCAGACACUGCAGGCGACCAGCAUCACGAUGCGACCUUCACUGAUGCUGAGCCACAAAUAUCUGCUAAUGGUGUAUCGGAACCUGACGCUACUUCCACAGAGGAGCAACCUCAGGAGGCCGCUGAGAAGAGCCCUAUGGGUGAGAUGACUGCAACUGAGACAGAAGCUUCAGCAACUAGAACCAUGGAUGCCGUUGAUCAAGCGACUCUAGACAACGAGCCAUCAAAGGAAAAUAUCGAAUCCACCGAGGUGCAGGAAGAGCAGCCUGAACCCAAGAAUUAUGAGCCCGUAUCUGAAGCCCACCAGGCUGAAGAGGGCCAGACAGGCAUGGAUGAUGGCGCUGAAAAUGACGCUUCAACCGAGAAGAAUACCGAAGCAGAAACAGCACCCAUUGAAGCUUCCGUACCACAGAAUGAUGUCGCUUCAACUGUAGAGGGCUCUCAAGAACAGGCUCCAGCGGAACUGCCUGCUAGUUUUGAGACUUCGGAGCAAGGCGCAGUCGAGCAUGAAACACCUACUGACGUGGGCCAAGAAGAGCCAGCACGAGAAGAAAUUCAGACUACAUCUUCUACAAAAUCAAAGAAAGACAAGAAAAAGAAGAAGAAGCGUCAGUCUGUCAGUAUUGAUGAAUCCCAGCCUGGGCCUGCGCAAGAGGAUGAGAGCAACGAAACCCCAGUUGAGGCAGGCAGCGGGCCUACUGACACUCCUGAGGACGUCAGCAACUCUGCUGUAGCCGAGGACGUCGGCCCUUAUGAAAGCACUGUUCCAGAACCGCCAGCAGAGGAGACCAGGGACAUUGAUACUGCGCUCAGUGAGCCGACCGAGCCUACUGAACCUGUCCAAGAUCCACAGGAGUCGACUAAGUCCAAGAAGAAGGCGAAGAAGGACAAGAAAAAGAGGAAGUCGGUCUCUUUCGCAGACGCGGAGCCCGAAUCGCAACUUUCUGAGCCGAGCGACCCUGCGGCCGAUGCACUCGUCGCCAAUCAGCAGGAUGAUGAGCCCGUGCCCAAAGACGACGCUCAUUCUGGACUGUACCAAGAUUCCCAUGAUACUGGAUUGGCUCAGUCUCUGGAGGCUGAACCUGCUUCGGAGCAGCCCGCUGAAGAAACACCUACUGGCGAAACGCGUAAUUUAGCGGACGAAAGCCAAGCUACUAUGAUGGAUGCCACUGUUCCUGAGGAGAAGAUUGAAGAACCGGAGGAUCCGGUGACUCUACCAUCAAACGAAGUUGAUGCCACAGAGGCCCCGAAGUCUGGCUCGGUCGAAGAUGUUUUUGUUACUCCCAAGGAAUCAGCAGAAGAGAACGAACCAGCCGCAGACACCAUGGCCAAGGAAACAGCAGAACAACUGCAGCCCGAAGCGAGUCCGGAGACGGAUGCGCAGCCUUCUGCCCCAGAAGCUGAUCCCCAGCCUGUGAACACGACUGCUGAACAGGAGAGUGGCUCCUCUAAGUCCAAGAAGAAAAAGAAGAAGAAGAAGAAAAGCAUGACUGCAGAGGCAAACGAAGAUACUGGUGCAGAUGAUGGCCCAAGCGAGCCAGUUACGCCAAUUGAACCCGGUACUCCUGCAGAGCCUGAGCUAUCUACCGAGCCCGAAACCCCAAUUGAACCUCAGACGCCGCUUGAACCUGAGGCCGCAGUUGAACCUGAAACCGUGGUUGAGCCUGAUACACCCGUCGACGCUACAGUCCCUGCUCUGCAUGAAUCCGAGGUAGUCGCUCCACAACCAGAAGAUCCCGAGAAGGACGCCCCUCCCAUGUCAGCCAAAGCGAGGAAGAAGGCAAAGAAAGACAAGAAACGCCAGUCCAAGAGCCUAGCUGAUGCUACGGAGCCUGCUGAUGAGACUCGCCAUUCGAGCGACACUCAAGUGCCCAGCGAAACGAAGACCGCGGAACAAUCGCUCGAAACGGCAAACAUACCUGCUGAAGAUGACGGUAAAGACAAUCAGUCCCACGGCACCGAAAACCACGGCGAGAACGAUAAAGAUCUGAUUUGGACUGAUGACAUGGUAUCUCCGCAGGUAGAGCAAGAGCAAGCGACUUCUUCCGCUCAUCCACCCCAACUCGAGCAUGAGAAAAGUGAAGACGACCCAGUUUCCGUUCCCUCCGAUGAAGUAGUUAAACCCGUUGAGCUGGAUGCCCAUAACUUAAGCCAAGAACCUUUAGCAACCAACGAGCCGGAGGAGUCGGGUGAUGCGCAGGAAAAAUCAGAGACGCAGCCCGCUGAAGAUAUGGUCAAGCCUGACGAUGAAACUGGGCAAACGUCAGUUGGGAAGCAAGGAGAGUCCAGCACCGACCGAAAUUUGAUCGACGAUGUCUCUGAGGAUGUUGUAAAGGAGACAGAGCAGGCGCCGAUUAGGGAGGACGCCGAGCACGAGGAUGAACAGCUUUUCAAAAAGGAAGAGUCGCUUAGCGUCAGUCCGGAAAAAGAGUUGGCGGAUGAGGCUACGGUGACGCGUGUAGGAGAAGUCAUCGAAGCCCCGGAUGCCAUGCAGCAAGGAGAGUCCAUCGAGGGUGUAGUUGAGAUGGAUGAUUUUACGACCAAUGUACCAUCAAAGAAAAAGAGCAAAAAAGAAAAGAAGAAAAAGCGCCAGGCAGAGCAGCCAGCAAGCCAGGAAGAAACCGAACAGGGUACGGGAGUUCAGGGCAACGAGCAGGCAACAGCUACGGCUAUUCCCGACGAGCUACCCGUGGAAACCACAGCUCCCAGUACUGAGCCAGGCCCUGACGCAUCCCUUAAGCCAGCCGAGUCGCCAAAAGACGAGGAGGAGCCAGCAGCACACGAUCUUGAAAUAGCUGCCCCUGUCGAGAAUCACGGAGAGGAAGCUGAACAGCCAGAUGAUUUCCCAGUUGAAUCGAAGCUUGAUUCAGGUGAUCGGCAGCUGGAUAUUACAAUUGUUCAGGUCGAGAAAGACACCCCUGAGGAACAUGCUAUUCCCGAAGGUGUUACUCCGGAGGCUGCCGAAGAAACCGCAGUCGAUGUUGGCGAAACCCUUGCAGAGCCAGUCUCUAAGACGAAGAAAAACAAGAAAAAGAAGAAGAAGGGGUUAAUUCAGGCGAAAGAUGAGACUGAGCCUCAGGAGGUGACUGAGCCUCAAGAGGUAACUGAACCGCAUGUCGAGAGCGAAGCAGUGCCGGACAAUGAGCUGGUCGGCCAACAGGGAGUGACAGAGGCAACUUUCGAACAGGCUUUGGAACCCACAGAAGACAAGAACAGCUUGGAUGCCGUGCAAGAUGACGCAAACCUGAACGACAUUGUUGAUGAGCCAGCUCCUUCGGGUGACAAGGCUCUCGAGUCAGCCGCAGAAGCACCAGAAGGACCUACACUGGUGUCAGAGCAGUUCCUUCAAGACAACAUGGUCAGGGAUGAAGACAAUACCAACUCAUCUGCUGCGGAAGCAACAGAAGCCAUUCCGAGUGAUUUGACCCAGGAGAAGCCCUUGGAGGUGUCAGUCCUCACUCGUAAAGAAUCCAAAAAGAAAAAGAAGAAGGCGAAGAAACAGGCCAGAGAUGAGCAAAGCAGUCCCACGCUUGCACCGACUGAAGGGGCUGUUACCGGUGACGAGGGUUUGACGUGGACAGAUACUCUUGAUUCCACCCGUCCUGCCGCCGAAGAACUAAGCAACACCGUCGAAGAAAAGCAAUUGACAACUCCCACCAUGCAAGAGGGUGGAGACGAGGAAGAGCACCAGGCGCCACAGGCUGAGGAAGAACAAGUCCGCAGCGCAGAAGAGUUUGAUGAGCCCCGAGAACUGUCUACUGCAGAGAGACAAGAUAUGGUCGUCCAGCAAGCACCAGAAACGACCAAUGCAGAACAGGAGACCGAGACACUAACAGCAAAGCACGACCAUGGGAUGUCUGAAGAGUUGUCUGAGAAGUUCCCGGAACAACAGGAGACACCAGCUCCCCUAACGAAGAAGUUGUCCAAGAAGGAACGCAGAAAGGCCAAGCAAAGGGCUGAACAAGAGCUUGUAGAUUCUGAUAGGGGGCAGCAGCCAGGUGUUGACGCUGGUGCUUCGGCGGACCAGAACCCGGUCCAACAGCAAGUGGCUGAAGCACCAGACGCGCUGGCUGCUGAACAGGCUACGGUGGACGAUGUCUCUCCGGAUCCACACUCUGGGGAAGAAGAGAAGCGUCUGGAAAGCCAAACCCUCGAUGCCCAGAACCCAGAAGGUGAGCAACCCCACAAGAAGGAUGCCACCAGUUUUCCACCACAGGAAACUGAGAUCCCGGCUUGGGAGCAACGCGCACAAGAUGAUGACUCUUGGCCUAUAAUAGACUGGGAGAAAAGCGAAGUCGAUGCUACCGAACGAUCACCCGAUUCCUCACCCGAAGCUCUUGCUGUCCCGUUCGAGCCAGGCAUUGCAGAUUUUGACGAGAACGCAAUCCCGGAAGGGGUGAUCCGACACCCAAGCGCAUCAGCCGCGGCAGGGAAAACGACAGUCAGAGCAUCUCAGCAAACCCGAGGCGACGUACAAGCUCCCUCUGAAGCAACUGCUGUUCCGCCAAUUUCACCCUCUACCGCACUCGAUGUAGAACACUCUAUCUACGCAAAGACUAGCAGCGAAUCCCUCGGUUCCGAGUCGCAGAAACAAAGCAAGGUUGCCAGCAUCUUUCCUCAACUGGAACGGGGGUAUUUUCGUCGACCAGCUCUAGUUGAGCCGUCCGAGUCAGCAAAAGAUGGGGCUGAGGAAGAGACUAUCGACAAGGAAGCAAUUCGCGACAGCGCGAUAGUCUUGGAGGCGCCCAUUAACACGGCCGACUCCCCGUCUUCGGGGCAGGACCAUGCCAAAAUUGCUACGGAACCUACUGAAGCAGAUGAGUCUACACAACCGGAGACUGGAUUGCACCCUUCUCCGAACGAGCCUACGAUCGAAGUUGAAGCAGAUACUUCGUAUAAUGUUUCUGUGCUUUCGGACGGACCGGAAGAGAAGUCUAGACAAAUUGACAUACGGUGGGAAGAACAAAAGGACAAGGAGUCUCCCAAGGAAGUUGAAGCUGAAACCACGGAGCCUAGCCUUUCUUUCCACCACGAGGCUCCACUAUACGCCCCGUCUCCCGUGCAUGAGCGACAGUCGGUACUCGUUCGGUCAGGAUCCCCAUCCGGUAAAGAGAUUGGACAAGCAACGUCACGCUCUAGCCCAACUUGUGAGCUACGACGUAGCCCGUCAAUCCACGGUCGACCUAACCAAACGCGGCGGCCGUGGUCGUUGGAGGUCGAGCAAAACUCUCAGCCACGUACGCCCUCGCCGCAGCCGACAGGAGUGGAUCGAGAGGCAGUCUCCCCGCCGCGGACACCAUUGCAAACCAUCGAGGAGGAUGAGCCAAGGGGUCGAACGGAGAGAUCCACCGGUUCAAGAACCGUGGGUCACGGGCGCGGCACGCCCCGUCUGGAGAUGAAGCCCGAACAUGUGCUUCCUCGCCCCGAAACCCCGACCCGGAAGUUUACUGACAAUGCGUUGGCCCGUCAGGCCUGGCCAACACCGGAUAAAGAAACGCCGUUUGACGAUGUCGAUGUCAAGAAGCGUAGCCCUGAGAGUCAGCUGGUGGAAGGUAGAUGGCCGGCUGAGGUGCUCAAGACGCCGGAACAAGACAAGCCAAUUCUACGGCCCAGCAGCAGCAUCCGAGGGGUCAAGAGCAUGCACAACAUGACGCCGAACCUCGAGCAGACGCCGACUCCUCGAUCGCUGCGACGCAAUCAUCGCACUGCCAGCGGAGAUUUGCGGGCGGCAGCCACCACUCAGGCGCAGGAGAGCGACGACCAAUCAGAGCGCAAGCCCCAGCCUCCCGCUUCUUCAGCCUCGGACCUCAACCUCGAGCGCAUCGCCUCUUCUUCCUCCUACGACCCCGUCACCGACAAGGGCAAGCGUCCCCUGCGCAAUAUGACGGACGUUUAUGAGGGUUGGGGUGAGACGCCCAGCUCGCCCCGGUCGCCUAGCCGACCGCCCAGCAUUCGGCACCGUCGAAGUAUGCAACACCUCCAAGAACUCGAGUCUCGUCUCGACCGCCUUAUUUCGGAAAAUCGUCUUCUCGCCGCCGCUCGUGAGGAAGCUGAAGAUAAACUCCGCAAGACCUCCGUCGCCCGACGCAAGAGUGACCAUGCCCUCAACAGCCGCGACGCUGAUCUGCGGGACAGGGAUGCCGAAGUGGAACAAUUGAAGAGCUCGCUGGAGUGGUUGCAGAAGGAAGUAGCCCGUCUGACCGAAGAAAAUGCCGGGCUCACGACGACGAGCUCCAACCUCACUGCCACUCAUGCGCAGGAAGUCCAAGUUAUGCAGGAGACGUUCGAUCGCCGAGUCGAUGCAUUGCGCUCGGAGAAUCAACAACUGUCGGCAGAAAUGCACGAUCGGGUGCGACAAGAAGUGGAGACGGCAUUGGCCCAGAAGGACAUGGAGCUACGACGGCUACGGGAGGCAUUGGAGAAUGCUCGCGACAAGGUGAAACAACUACAGCAACAGAUCGCGGCAGCCAUGCAGGACGACGUCUUGGUCUUCCGCGACGAGGAUUACUUCGAUGCUGCUUGCCAGAAGCUAUGUGGUCAUGUACAGCAAUGGGUCCUCCGUUUCUCCAAGCAUUCCGACCACCGUCGCUGCCGCAAGCUCAGCGAUCUGCAGGAUGAGAAGAUUGCCGACCGGUUCGACAACGCAAUCCUGGACGGUUCCGACGUAGACAGCUACCUCGGCGAUCGAGUUCGUCGUCGUGAUGUAUUCAUGUCUGUUGUCAUGACCAUGGUAUGGGAGUUUAUCUUCACAAGAUACCUAUUCGGCAUGGAUCGUGAGCAACGACAGAAGCUCAAGUCUCUGGAGAAACAACUUGCCGACAUUGGCCCACGCAGUGCUAUCCACCGGUGGCGCGCCACUACUCUGACUCUGCUCUCGAAACGGCCAACCUUCUCGAAGCAGCGUGAGAAUGAUACCGAAGCUGUCGCCUUGGAGAUCUUUGACACUCUGUCGCGCCUCCUCCCGCCACCUACCAAUGUCGAGGCCCAGCUUCUGGACUCGCUCCGCAAGGUGCUCCGUGUCGCGGUUCACCUGUCGAUUGAGAUGCGCACCCAGCUGGCAGAAUACAUUAUGCUACCGCCACUGCAGCCCGAGUAUGACACCAAUGGUGAUCUUGCUCGCCAGGUCUACUUCAACGCCUCCUUGAUGAAUGAGCGCAGUGGAGAGACCACGUCAAAUGAAGAGCUGGAAACGCAGCAAGCGGUAGUCCGGGUUGUUCUGUUCCCGUUGGUGGUGAAGAAGGGCAAUGACCGGGGAGAAGGCGACGAUGAGGUGGUCGUCUGCCCGGCCCAAGUGCUCAUUGCCAGACCCAACAAGGACAAGAAGGUGGUGAAGAUGCUCAGCGGCGACCGCAUGUCCCUGGAUGCCACGAGAUCGGUCCACAGCGUCGCCCCAUCGUCAACCAUGGACAUGAGCAAUGUGAUCUGA
Aspergillus neoniger CBS 115656 is the source of this 18534-nucleotide messenger RNA. RefSeq names its product involucrin repeat protein (gene lah). Lineage: Eukaryota; Fungi; Ascomycota; Eurotiomycetes; Eurotiales; Aspergillaceae. The coding region runs from base 1 to 18534 and encodes 6177 amino acids. The transcript is spliced from 3 exons. The record is from RefSeq and is a predicted model, not a curated record.